GCACUGUCAUUCGCGGCCUUUGCUGUCAAGCACCGGGUCCCGGCUAGUGAUUCCUGCUGGCAACCAGUGAUCACUGAGUAUCACCAACUGGGGAGAGACCUGUGUACAAACAACACAGAUCUCUCCCCUGUCAGCUGCUGCACACUGCUUUGUAUGGCUCUGCAUAACAGAGCCAGUGUAAAGCACACACACAGCACACAGUGAAACAGCACACAGCACACAGUUAACCCUUUGAUCACCCCAGAUGUUAACCCCUUCCUGCCCAGUGCCAUUAGUACAGUGCCAGUGCUUUUUAUUAGCACUGAUCACUGUAUUGGUGUCACUGUGGAUGUCAAUGACACCAAGUCAGUUCCCCCCAGUGUCAGAAUGUCCACCGCAGUCCCGAAAU
Staurois parvus is the source of this 388-nucleotide messenger RNA. NCBI's taxonomy places the organism in Eukaryota, Metazoa, Chordata, Amphibia, Anura, Ranidae. The record is from the annotation of a GenBank genome assembly.